This is a messenger RNA of Beta vulgaris subsp. vulgaris (sugar beet), 858 nucleotides long. RefSeq names its product B3 domain-containing protein REM16-like. NCBI's taxonomy places the organism in Eukaryota, Viridiplantae, Streptophyta, Magnoliopsida, Caryophyllales, Amaranthaceae. The transcript has 2 exons. The record is from RefSeq and is a predicted model, not a curated record. The coding region runs from base 1 to 858 and encodes 285 amino acids. Gene Ontology annotation, molecular function: DNA binding.
AUGGCUGUCCUCAAAAGUCCCAGAGGUCCUACAUGGGAUAUACAGCUUGUAAGAAAUAAUGAAACCCUUUACUUUAGAGAGGGAUGGAAAGAGUUUGCGGAAGCUCAUAAUUUUGAAGAGAACGACUUGCUUAUCUUCAAGUACGAACGGGAUUCCUGCUUCAACAUUUGGGUGUUCGAUAGCAGAAGAUUGUGUGAGAAAGCUGGUUCAUAUUUUGUCUGGAAAUCUGCUUCUAGAAAAAAUGAGGCAGGUGAAAAUUCCCAGUUAAAGAGAAAAAAACACGGAGGUGGUUCUGUCGACGCUGCUGUCAAUAAUGAGAAUCCAGAGCUUGAAGGUUCAGAUUCCGAGUUGGACCCUGCAGGAGCCUCAAUGAAGAAGAGUCGCAGGAAUUCUAUGUGUGGCUUGAGGAGUAGUGAUGCUGAAGCAAGUACACCUUACACUGAUAAGAGUCCCCCAAGUGCAGCGGAGAAAGAGAGAGCUGUGCCAAUAGCGGAUCGAGAAUUGACAAAAGAGAGCUUUAAAGUGGUCAUGACAAAUAAUAAUGUUUCCAAUUAUUAUCGCUUGAGUAUUCCUGCACCAUUGUCAAGGGAGUAUCUUGCUCCAAAAAACCAGGAUGUGGAGCUCCGUACAGAUGACAAAAAGUGGAUCGCGAGGGUUAAUCUUGAGCCUCGGUGUGGAGGCGGUGUGCUUGUUUCCGGGUGGAGCAAGUUUGUUAAGGAUAAUUCGUUGAAAGAAUUUGAUGUGUGCGUGUUUCAGCUUGUAAGCCAGAAGGAUGAGCCUGCUAUCUUUGACGUCCUAAUAUCUCGCGCUACUCCACAAGAAGCCAAUCAACCUUCUAGCAAACCAUCUUCUGUUUGA